CAGAAGUUUUGUUAUCUUGGGGUGUCCUGUCCAGCUUAUCUUAACAUAUCAAUGCCAUAUACUCGUGACAAGAAUGAUGGCAAAGUUGAUGCGAAUUUUCAUAUUGCAAGCACACAAAUGGUCACACUUGUAUGGAUCUGCUGACUAUCUGCAGCAGGUGUAUUUUCCAUCUAAUUAUAUAUUUAUAUAGUUAUCUGCGAAUUACUUUGCAUAUUAUUACGAACAGACAAAGUGACAAAUUAAAAUGAAAACCUUCAGUUGAAUUUAUAACAAAAUCUCGUAAGAACUUGGUGAAAAUAACUUUGCAAAAUGUCAAAUUUGGAGUACAUUAUUACCCGGCCUGGAAUUUUUAAAUUGACCACCGUUGUGUUAGGGAUUGUGUCCUUUACCUUGGCAUCUUAUUCAUACGCUGAUUCUCCUUAUACGGAAUUUUAUGGAAAUCAGACUCGACAGGGAGUCAAUACUUUACCAGGAACUGAACUCGAAUUGUACAAUCUGACCGUAUCCGGUGCUUUCCUUGGAAUAUCUAUCGCAUACCUCGUCUUGUAUGCAUUCAUCUAUGAGUUGUGUGAAAGUUCAAUAAACAGGAAGUUGGACACCGCUUAUCAUAUGGCGGGGGCAUUAUUAAUAUUUGCUGGUGCUUGUGUAAAAUUGUUCUCGGCCGUGGAAAUUGAAGACGAAGGUUGUUCUAUUUUUGAAGCAAUUUCGGCAGGACCAAUUCCAAGACAGAAGGUUCUUACAUCCCCAGAGUUUUUCUGUCACCAUUUUGGGGAGAAAAUAGUCAGCGCAGGAUUCGCUAUGAUAAACUCUGUACUUUAUGCUCUAACUGGUUUCAUAGUUUUCACGACCAAAGAUCUCUAACAUACCAAAGUAAUUUUUAUUGUGUAUGCUAAAGUCAAUAGUUGACUAUGGCUUGGCGUGGGAAUUGGUUGUAUUGAUUUUGACACGUAUUAUAGAUAGGAAAUAAACAUUUGAUGGGCUAAAUAAUAAAUUGAACGGAUGUUUAAGUUUACGAA
This is a messenger RNA of Folsomia candida, 1016 nucleotides long. RefSeq lists its product as uncharacterized. The transcript has 4 exons. The record is from RefSeq and is a predicted model, not a curated record. Lineage: Eukaryota; Metazoa; Arthropoda; Collembola; Entomobryomorpha; Isotomidae. Bases 310 to 861 code for a protein of 183 amino acids.